Phlebotomus papatasi is the source of this 2865-nucleotide messenger RNA. Its product is annotated as ornithine decarboxylase 1-like. NCBI's taxonomy places the organism in Eukaryota, Metazoa, Arthropoda, Insecta, Diptera, Psychodidae. Gene Ontology annotation, cellular component: cytoplasm. Gene Ontology annotation, molecular function: ornithine decarboxylase activity. The transcript has 2 exons. The coding region runs from base 42 to 1280 and encodes 412 amino acids. The record is from RefSeq and is a predicted model, not a curated record.
UGAGAUAUCAAAGAAGAGAACAUCAAAAAAGCGAAACGAAGAUGAAACUCAAUGUGGAGAAUAAAAUCACUCUAUUUGAUGGUAAAUUCGAUGUAGAUGCUAUUUUUCGGCAGAAGAUUUAUGAGGAGAUGGAUGCUGAUCGGGAUGAGGCGCUCUAUCUCUGUAAUUUGUCGGAAGUUGCCAAGAAGUAUGACAUCUGGUGUCAGAAGAUGCCACGUGUCAAGCCUUUUUAUGCUGUUAAGUGUAACAGUGAUGAGAAUGUGAUUAGAGUGAUGGCAAAAUUAGACAUGGGCUUCGACUGUUCCUCACGGACUGAGAUCAAUGCUGUUCUCAAGCACGGGGUCACUCCUGAUAGAAUAAUUUAUGCUCAUCCCUACAAAGCCAUCUCCCACAUUCGCUAUUCCAUUGCCAAUAAAAUAAAUGUCAUGACAUUCGAUUCAACAGAAGAACUCAAGAAGAUUCAAUUUAUUUGUCCAGAAGCACUCCUUGUCCUUCGCAUUCGCUGUGACGCAGAGAAAGCCUAUGCUCCUAUAGGUGAUAAAUUUGGAUGUGAUCCAAAGUUGGAAGGUCGUCUGUUGCUCACUCAAGCAAAGAAUCUUGGUUUAUCCGUUAUUGGUAUCAGCUUCCACGUUGGUAGUGGUUGCGAAGACCCACCAUCAUUUCGGAAAGCCAUUGCUGCAGCUCGGACUUUGUUUGACUACGGUACAACUCUUGGACAUCGCAUGACUUUGCUGGAUAUUGGAGGAGGAUUUCCUGGGCAUAUUGGUAGAGAGAUUGACGAGAUUACUAAUGUAAUUAAUACUGCUCUUGAGGAUUAUUUUCCACCUGGAGAUUACAAUAACGUGAAGAUUAUCGCAGAACCAGGAAGGUUCUUUGUGUAUUCUGCUUAUACUUUGGGAGCAACUAUUCAUUCCAAGAAACAACUCUUGGAUUCAAGUGGGAAUGCGUAUCAUGUGAAGUAUUUCAUCAACGAUGGUGUUCAUGGAACCUUCAAUUUUCUUCUAUACGGUAUUCCGUUAAGCUCAUGUUAUGCUCUGACUAGGAGAACUGCUGACAAGAAAGUAACGAACGAUUCAUUAGUUCAGUGCUCACUCUUGGGUCCUACCUGUAAUGGCUUCGAUAAGAUGACAGAAAAUGUUCAUCUGCCACAUCUUGACAUCGGUGAUGUUAUUGUCUUUCCUAACAUGGGUGCCUAUACCCUCAGCAUGUCCAGUACAUUCAAUGGCUUCCCAAAACCACGAAUAUUGUAUUUCCAGGAGCGCGAGGGUUCCACUGACUGAUCCGGUCAGUAAUUACUAGAGAUAAUUAACUGAAGGGAACUGUUAUUUAAUAUUGCUUACACUUAUUACCUUUAUUAUUAAAAUGCUUCCUUAAAUGGAGAUAUAUUAUUUGAGAAAUAAAACAAAACAUGAAGAUACCAACAGAAAAAUUCUAAAACAUGUGAAUAAAAGGAAGUAGUAGUAAAUAAUAAAUUACUUUUUAUUAAUAAUUUUUUUGUUUCACUUUCAUUGGGCAUAAAUUUCUUGUUUACGGUCACAACAGGCCUAAGGCCUAAGUACUGGGUAAAGGAAGUGAAAAAGGUAAAUAAAAAGGAGCCAUAAAUUGCGAUAUAAAAACUGCUACAAGAUGUGGAUCUUAGAAAAAGAUUUAAUUACACUAUAAAUGUAUAAAUUGUUUUUCUUCACAAAUUCUGUAGUUUUCUUUAUUGCAAAUAAGACACGAUACUGAAAAACAAAUGAUUAGGCUAGAUUAAGGUAUUUAAAACUAGAUUCUUAUUUUGAGCAACCAGGAAAAGCUUAGGAACUGAUUAGAUUAGUAGAUUGUAGUAGGGGCGGUAUCUUAAAGGUCCGCUUUACCCAGACCUCCAUUUAGGCACAUUAUGAUGCUAUUCCAUUAAAAAUGAACUUGCUUUUUUUUAGCACUUUACUGUUCUAAAGUUCCUCUGGAUUAUCGACUUUUUUGUGUUGGUUUCUGUCUCGACUGUCAUCUCCAGUAUUCACCGUGUUCUAAAACUAUCAAACAGUCGUGAGAGGAACUAAUACAAAUAAAAGUCAAUUUAUAUAGUAACACUUGAGAACAGUAAAGUGCUAAAACAAAGAAGUUCAUUUUCAUUGGAAUAGCACCAUUAUACAGUAGGUGUCAUAAGUUUGUUACGUCUCGUAUGUUGAAGAAACUAGGUGGGAAAAAAGAUAGAAAAAUUUUACUUUUUAAAAAUUUUCUUUUUGCAAAUUGGUUGCCUGUAAUCCGUAGAUCUUAUUAAUGUAUUUUAUAAAUAAUAAUUAAUCUUAUUUCAUAUGAAAAAUAAUUGUUUGCCAAAAGUUGAUUAUUUUUAAUUCGUCAAAAGUUUGUUAAUGUCAAUUGGAAAAGUAUCUCAAAAAGAUGAAAUAAUUAACUAACUUCUUUUAAUCCGGUUAUAUUUUGAAGUUAUAUCAUUUAAUAAGCAAAUAGUACAUUUGCACAUUUUUAAAAUUUUCAAUGGUCAAUAUAUGCAUAUAAAUAAAAUGAUAAAUAAUAAGAAAUAAAAUGUUUUUUUGUUAAUUUAAAAUUUAGGUUAAAAUGGCAUGUUACAAGAAGUUAAAAGAAGAGAUAUUGUCCAGAAGUACUGCAGCAAUGAAUCUGCGUCGUCUGCGUCAGAAAUUUUCUGUAUUGGAUAGAAAAUCCCUGCAGGAUGUACAUAAAAUCGACAAAAUUUAGUGAUUAAACAUAAGUACAUGUGGAAAACGCUACUGGCCAGACCCGGGGUUUUGAUUCUGAAGGUUGAUAACUGUAUUAUAAGUAUCUCUGAUAGUGACCCCAUGAUAUCUGUUCCAAAAAUUCGAAGUAACUUGGUUACCGAAGGGAUACAGGACAUUUUUAUUACAAAAA